This is a messenger RNA of Penicillium roqueforti, 750 nucleotides long. Its product is annotated as transferase hexapeptide domain protein. Gene Ontology annotation, cellular component: dynactin complex. The transcript has a single exon. The coding region runs from base 1 to 750 and encodes 249 amino acids. Gene Ontology annotation, molecular function: dynein complex binding. Lineage: Eukaryota; Fungi; Ascomycota; Eurotiomycetes; Eurotiales; Aspergillaceae. The record is from RefSeq and is a predicted model, not a curated record. Gene Ontology annotation, biological process: mitotic spindle organization.
AUGGCGACCCUCAGACCUCCAACAAACACCCACCGCUCCUCAUCCUCCCACAGCUCCGGUCCACCAAAAGCCCCCCUAAAAGCCGACCCAACAGCGACAAUCGCCGACACGGUCAUCUUCCAAGGGCGAUACCUCGUCACUAUCGGCGCAGGGACAGUCAUCCACCCGCGCGCGAAAUUCUACUCAUACGACGGCCCAAUCGUCGUCGAGGACGGCUGUAUAAUCUGCGAGAAAGCGGUAAUCGGCGCUCCGCCAAGCUCAUCUCGCUCACCGUCACCGUCCAGACCAGCAAGCACAACACCCACCGAGUCUAGGGUGUCGACGCCUGAGCCUAAGAAAGAGACAUCGACGCGGAUAUCAUACUUUGUUACUGUCGGCCCGUUGGCGACGGUCGAACCCGGUGCUCAUAUCCAUUCUUCUGCUACAAUCGAGGCUCUGGCGGUGAUUCGCCGGGGUGCGGAUAUCGGUGCGCACUCGAAGGUGUGUUCUGGGUGUGAAAUUGCCGCUGGGGGAUCAGUUGCUGAGUGGGUGGUUGUAUAUGGGCAGGGCCCGGGAAUGCGGAGGAAGAGAGCUCGUGGUGUGAAGGGGGUGAGUCCGGCUGUUGUUGCUGCGGCGCAGGUUGCACAGACGCCUCUUCCUGGUCCUGCGCCGGCGGGCAAGGUUAUUGAGGAUGCGAGGUUGAUGGUUUUGCAGAAGGAGAGGGAGAUACUUGGGAGAAUGCUUGUUCCUGCUGCUGGGAGGAAGAAGUGA